ACACAACAUUUCAAUGAAGUGGUCGUUGCCUGGCCAUUUCCCACACCAACAACCAUAAAUACAACAUUGCUAUAAGGCUACCAGCCCCAUCCGACAAUCUUUAUACACAUAUAUCGUGUUCAUUUGCUAUUGUUAGACCGAAGCUGGACAUCAACUAUUUGGUGUGUCCAGGGAAAGCCACUACAAGCUAUAGGAGCAGAAUGACGUCCAUGGUAUCGGGAUCAGCCGCCACCGUUGUGUGUACAUGCAAGCAAACUCGUUUCGACAUUGGAAAACCGAACUAUCGCGAGCUGGAUGUCGAAGGUCUCAAUAUUGUGGUGUCUUCAGAGACGAGUUCAGGUAUUAAAGCAAAGAACAAGUCAAAAAACCAGGGUACCGAGAUCCUCAACAACGCCAAGCUUCGGCUGAAAGCAGGUCAACGAUAUGCACUUAUCGGCCGGAAUGGGACUGGUAAAUCAACGUUACUAAAAGCCAUAGCUGAGAAGCUGAUUCCCGGGAUACCUGAAGAGACGCGUGUCGUAUUGUUACAGCAGACAGACGCCAGAGAACCCAGUUUUGGUGAACAUCCGGGCUCUUCGGUGGCGUCGAACUUGGAUUGUUUAACCGUGCUAGAAGCUGUCAUUGAACGUGCAACUGCACGACAUAUGAUUCAGCGGGAGGUCGAAGUGCUAUCAAGAGGCAUCGAAAGCACCAAUGCAUAUGGCCCUCUGCGUGCUCUUCGUAAAGUCCGAUAUGAACGGCUCCAAAAGGAAUUGUUCCUUAAGGACAAAGAUGCCAGACUUCGCAGUGGCGCUCGCGGCAUGGCUGCUAGAAAGGCGCUGCUCGCGACUGAAAAGGAGGUGGAGGCUUGCAAGACCAUCUACUCAGAGGACGAUCAUGGCAUCACAUCCGAUGUAUUGGCAAAAGAGACGAGCGAAGCAGCAGACAUGCUUGCAGAACUUGAACUUCAGAUCGAGCCGUCGAAACUCGCCGACGUUGAAUCUCGGGCAAAGAAGAUCUUGAGCGGUCUAGGCUUCUUGGACGCACAAAUACACAAACAAGUCUCGAGUCUGUCCGGUGGAUGGAAGAUGCGAACUGCGUUAGCUGCUUCUCUACUGCAGGAUACAGACAUCUUGAUUCUUGACGAGCCAACAAACUUUCUUGAUCUGUUUGGUAUAAUCUGGCUACAGCAGUACCUGACAUCACUGGCCGAGUCCUCAGAUCCUCCAACCCUGAUUCUAGUCUCUCAUGAUCGAGAUUUCAUCUCCCUUUGCACCGAUCUGCUGAUCAUCAAGGAUCAGGACUUGGCCUACUUUCAUGGCGACCUGCCCAUGUAUGAGUCCAGCAAAGCCGAGAAGAAACUCUACCUUACUAAGAUGAAGAAUGCCAAGGAGAAACAAAAGGAGCAUAUUCAGCAGACAAUACAGAAAAACAUGAAAGAGGGUAAAGCUAAGGACGACCAAAAUAAAAUUCGGCAAGCGAAGUCACGCCAGAAGAAACUCGAUGACCGCUUUGGGUUGGAAGUCAGCGCCAAAGGUGGCAGGUUCAAACUAAAUAGAGAUCUUCCAGGGUAUCAUCUCACAAGCCGAGGCGAUAUCGAAAUACCACAUGAUGAAAGACCAAUAAGUUUCAUAUUCCCGCCACCACCAGACUUGAGGUUUCCGGGACCUCUUCUGUCCUUGGAGAAGGUAUCGUUCCGCUACCCAUCCGCCAACGGGAACAAGACUCCGGAUCCAUUUGUGUUGAAAAAUAUCACCCUCUCAAUCAGCAUGGGUGAUCGAGUAGGCAUCUUGGGACUCAACGGCGGUGGUAAAUCUACCCUUAUCAAACUACUGGUUGGAGAAACGAAGAGUACAGUGGGUACAUUUUCAACACAUCCUCGUCUGAAGCUGGGGUAUUACUCUCAGCAUGCAGUGGAAAUAUUGCAGCAAACGGUGGCCGGGGAAUCAGAUUUGACUGCACUCGCUCUCAUUACCCGUGAGGUUUCUGGCGAGCUAGAGGAAGGUGAAAUUCGUGGACUAUUGGGAUCGUUGGGCCUACGAGGGCGAGUUGCUUCUGAGACGCCCGUGCGCAGGCUGUCAGGCGGGCAGCUGGUACGCCUGGAGUUGGCUCGGCUUCUGUGGAGGCGACCUCAUUGUCUCGUCCUUGAUGAAGCCACCACACAUCUUGACUACGAGACCGUCGUUGCCUUGAGAGAAGCCCUGCGAGAUUGGGAGGGAGCCGUCGUUGUUGUGAGCCACGACAGAUGGUUUAUACGUGGUGUCGUUGAGGAUUCGGCCGAGGAUGAAGGAAGUGAGGUAUCAGACGACGGAGAGGAAAUUCUAAGGCGACGGGUUGUGUAUCGCCUCAAAGCUGGCCAGCUGUGCAACCUCGAAGGGGGCGUGCAAGAGUUUGAGGAUAUUAUGGAUAGGCGUGUGCGCAAGCUUGUAGGCUUAUGAGUAAACCACCUGAUCCUGACGCAUGACAAUGGUAUACUUCGAAUUACCCGUAAUAAGUUGUUAGGAUAAUAUAGUAUUACCCAGAAUCGCCCAGGUAAAAAUAUGAUGACAUAUUAUAUA
Molecule: messenger RNA, 2537 nt
Organism: Truncatella angustata
Lineage: Eukaryota; Fungi; Ascomycota; Sordariomycetes; Amphisphaeriales; Sporocadaceae
Product: ABC transporter
Exons: 6
Coding region: 201-2417 (738 amino acids)
Molecular function (GO): ATP binding; ATP hydrolysis activity
Source: RefSeq, a predicted model, not a curated record